This is a messenger RNA of Cornus florida, 1464 nucleotides long. RefSeq lists its product as uncharacterized. The record is from RefSeq and is a predicted model, not a curated record. The coding region runs from base 182 to 514 and encodes 110 amino acids. NCBI's taxonomy places the organism in Eukaryota, Viridiplantae, Streptophyta, Magnoliopsida, Cornales, Cornaceae. The transcript has 3 exons.
AUUCUAGCGGAAGAAAUGGCAACUGCUAUUUCCCUAUUUCGUUCCUAUGUAGGGCAACAGAGAGAGAGAGAGAGUGAAGAGAAGCGCGACCAGUGACAGAGAGAACCAGAAAACGGCUCAGUAGGUGAAGAGUUGAGUGAGAGGUUGGACCUUUGGAGCUGUGACCAAGAAGAAGACGAAGAUGAACACAGACAUCACAGCAUCGGCGAAAUCAGAGUACCCAGUAAUAGAUCGAAACCCUCCCUUCACCAAAACAGUCGCUAACUUUAACACCCUCGAUUACCUUCGUCUCGUCACCAUUACCGGCGUCUCCGUCACCGUCAGCUACCUCUCAGGAAUAAAGCCGAACAUAAGAGGUCCUUCAAUGGUGAUUGGGGGACUGAUCGGUGUAAUGGGCGGGUUCAUGUACGCCUACCAGAACUCUGCUGGGAGAAUAAUGGGUUUCUUCCCUAACGACGGAGAGGGUACUCUUUUGUUCAUUAAUCCUCUGAAAUGCUUUUGGGUCCAAGUGUGAUAUUGAAGUUAGGAAAUCUUGAGUACUUGUGAGUAUGGUUUGGGUAUGUCACACAUUAUUCAUAGCCUCGACCUCCUCAAGAAUCAAGUAGUUACUACAAGGAUUGUUUUAACUUGAGUUUUUUAGCAACUUUCCUUCUGUAUUAUUUAAUUAGUUUGUAUAUGUUUGCUUCCCUAUGUGUUUUGAUUCUUCACAUUUGUGCAUAGAAAUAUUAUAUAAAUUGCUUAGUUAAUAUAUUUUGAUCAUCUUUAUAUCAGUGCGGAUCCCUUUUAUUUUUGUGUGUGUGUGUUUGGCUAUUUUUGUAAGUGCUUUUGAAACUAGAAUUGGAUGUCAAUUGAUUUUAUAGAAGAUUAGGUUCUAAAGCAGGAUUCAAGAAUGAGAUACCUUUUUUAAUUCACUAAAAAGGAAAAACAUGAAUCUUGCUUGCCGAUGAAACAUAGAAAAAGUUGGUUUAGUUUACAAUGAGACACCACUAUUAAAGUAUAGAGCUAGAAGAAUCUUUGCAUAAUAAAGCUUUGGUUUCCAUGUGAAGUGUGAGAUACACUUUCCUUUUUUUCAGUUACAAGGUUAGUUUUUCAAAUUCUAACUUCUUUAUGUGAAGUGUGAGAUACACUUUUCUUUUUUCCCUAUGAAAACUUUGAAUUUGAAGCAUUUUUACCAAACAAAAUCAAUGAGAGGUAUUUGAUUUUUCUUCUGUUGAAUUAGGAGGCUCUUGUUUUUAAUGGGUGUUGAGUAUUCAAAGCUGAUGAAAAUUCUCUCAGUUAUAGAAAGUUAAUUUUCAAGUUGACCCUCUCUAUAUGAAAGCUCUCUCUUUAAUGGGCAUUGAUAUGUAUAUAUGUGUGUGUGUGUAUGUGUGUGAAAAAGUGAGAUACACAAGUUAUAUCUGUCUUUGCAUGAUGUGAUGAACUUUAAUUUGCAGUCUCAUUUGUGAGUUUUUUUGUGUGCGUUUU